Messenger RNA from Miscanthus lutarioriparius, 531 nucleotides. The record is from the annotation of a GenBank genome assembly. NCBI's taxonomy places the organism in Eukaryota, Viridiplantae, Streptophyta, Magnoliopsida, Poales, Poaceae.
AUGCGGACCAUCUACUUCGAGAACCCCAAUACUUUCCCUGAAAUCGAUCGCUUCAUGUAUGAGACGGCAUCGACUUACGGCUUGCCACUGGAAACUAUCAGGGCAGAUUACAAGUCCAGCCUAGAAGCCCUGCUCAAGGAGAAGCUUACCAAGGCAAUCUUCCUUGGCACUAGAAACGGCGAUCCCAAUGCGGUUGGUCAACAAGAGUUCUCCCCUAGUUCACCUUGCUGGCCUUCUUUCAUGAGGGUGAACCCUAUCUUGGGUUGGUCCUACAGCGACGUGUGGUCUUUCCUGUUAACCUUCAAGGUCCUAUACUGCAUCCUCUAUGAUCAAGGGUACACUUCUAUUGGCAGCAUACACAACACUGUUCCAAACAAGCUUCUGCGUGAUGGCUCGGGCGGGUAUAGGCCGGCAUACACGCUGUCAGAUGGGAAUCUUGAAAGGGCUGGUAGAGCCAAGAAGGCUGGGAGGAAAGAUUCUUCGGUUAAUGGCAGCAACAGCAAUGAACCACGGCAAAGGAGUAAGCUGUAG